AUGACCCACAUCUCCGCGGCUGACCUCGACCGCGUGCUCGUCAAGUCGAGGCAACAAGACCAGCUCGGCCGCAAGAUUGCGUCUGCCAUAGAACUCAUCGAGAGCGUAAUCGACGACCUAGGCGAAGCAGCCGUUGCUCUGUCGUUUAACGGCGGCAAGGACUGCACCGUCCUGCUCCACCUGUUCGCUGCCGUCCUCUACUCUCGGCACUCGGGAGCUCCCCGCUCGUCGCACAGGUCCUCGCUGUCGCCCUUCCCCAUCUCUGGCCAGACGUCCCCGACGUCUACCAGCUCUGCCUGCCCCACCCCAUCCAACCCGCUCUCCCGGUCGUACCUCGACCUGCCCGCCGCGCCGCCGCCUCCCCUCCCAGCGACCGUCCACGCCGCCGCCGAGGCGCGGCACAGCGCCACGCACCACACCCCCGUAGACAAGAACCACAAGGCGCCAUACCCGCUCAUCCGCAGCGUGUAUUUCACGGCUCCCAACCCGUUCCCAGAUCUCGAAGAGUUUGUGAUUGACGAGGCAACCACAUAUGCCCUCGACCUGUACCGCUUUGGCGGGGGCAUGAAGGCCGCCCUGUCAGAGUAUCUCCGGUGCAACGGCGGCAAGAACAUCAAGGCAAUUCUGCUGGGCACGCGCCAAGGAGACCCGAAUGGAAACGUCGCGGCACUCGCGCCGACAGACCCUAGCUGGCCACAGGUCCUCCGCGUCCACCCCGUCCUGGACUGGUCGUAUGAUGAUGUCUGGGACUUUCUCCGGCAACUCGAUGUGCCAUACUGCCACCUGUACGACGAGGGAUACACCUCCCUGGGAUCCACAAACAACACCAUCCCCAACCCCGUGUUGAGAAGGGACGACGGAGGUUAUGAGCCGGCAUGGAAACUCGACGACCCAUCGCUGGAACGCGCAGGACGGAACAAGGGCUCGUCAGCAUAG
Molecule: messenger RNA, 936 nt
Organism: Apiotrichum porosum
Lineage: Eukaryota; Fungi; Basidiomycota; Tremellomycetes; Trichosporonales; Trichosporonaceae
Gene: FAD1
Product: 3'-phosphoadenosine 5'-phosphosulfate sulfotransferase
Exons: 5
Coding region: 1-936 (311 amino acids)
Biological process (GO): FAD biosynthetic process
Molecular function (GO): FMN adenylyltransferase activity
Source: RefSeq, a predicted model, not a curated record